Messenger RNA from Prunus armeniaca (apricot), 2034 nucleotides. Lineage: Eukaryota; Viridiplantae; Streptophyta; Magnoliopsida; Rosales; Rosaceae. The record is from the annotation of a GenBank genome assembly.
AUGGACUGGGGUGCAAAUAACGCUUUUAAAACCUUCAAAGAUGUGGAACCCAAAUCUAUGAUGGACAUGGGGCUCAUUCCAACCAUUGAUUCUGUAGAUAUUGGUUUGAGCUCCUCAGAACAGGGAAAUGCUACUCCUUCAGCCAAACCGAGAAAGAAGACUAUGACAUCAGUUUAUCUCAAGUUUUUCGAGACAGCUGCUGACGGAAAAAGUCGCAGGUGCAAGUUUUGUGGACAAAGCUAUUCUAUUGCAACUGCCACUGGUAAUCUGGGAAGGCACCUAAGUAAUCGCCAUCCCGGUUAUGAUAAGUCAGGUGAUGUUGUCACCAGUUCAGCACCACCACCCAUCACUGUAGUCAGGAAGCAUCAACCUCAAUCAAAAGCACCCCAAGUGGAUUACAACCAUUUAAAUUGGUUGCUUGUUAAGUGGCUCGUCUUAGCUUCUCUACCUCCAGCAACAUUGGAAGAAAAGUGGCUAGCAAACUCUUAUAAGUUUUUAAAUCCAUCAAUACAACUAUGGUCAAGCGAGGAGUACAGAAAAACAUUUCAUGAAGUUUUCAGGAGUAUGAAGGAAGUGGUAAGAGCAUCUUUGGAACAUGUUUCUUCGAAGGUCUCUAUAACGCUUGAAUUUUGGACUUCAUAUGAGGAAAUUUAUUAUAUGAGUGUCACAUGCCAUUGGAUUGACGAGAAUUGGUCUUUCCAAAAGAUGAUGCUUGAUAUCUGUCACAUACCUUACCCUUGUGGUGGUGCCGAGAUCUAUCACUCCCUAGUGAAGGUUCUUAGGCUGUACAACAUAGAGAAUAGAGUCCUAUCAUGCACCCAUGAUAAUAGUCAAAGUUCCAUGCAUGGUUACGUGGAUGGUCAGAAGGUGGGGCCCUUCUGUUAUAUCCCCUGUUCUGCUCAUGUUUUGAACUUGAUCAUAGAUGAUGGAUUGAGAACCACAAAGGCGGUGAUCUCGAAGAUUCGAGAGUUUGCAAUAGGGUUAAAUGCAUCCUCAGAGAUGUCUGAGGAUUUUACUCAAUUCACAGCAGCUUACCAGGAAAGUACAUGGAAAAUGCCACUUGAUACAUCAACACGGUGGAGCGGCAAUUAUCAAAUGCUAGACAUUGUGUGCAAGGCUUCUAAGUCUAUGGAUGCUGUUAUCAGGAAGUAUGAGACGCUAGGCAGUAGGAUGCUGCUGAGCUCUGCAGAGAAGAAUGCAGUCAGUAAUGUGCAUCGAUAUCUACAACCAUUCUACAAAACCACAAACAACAUGUGCACGAACAAGUUGCCCACUGUUGGGCUGGUUCUUUUCUUCAUGGAUCACAUUUCUGAGACAAUUGCUGCUUGCAGAGAUUCUCACCUUUACCCAGACUUGUUAAAAAAUGCUGCUAAAGAAAUGGCUGAAAAGGUUAGAGGUUACAAUAACCAAGUUUGCAACAUAAUCAUAUACAUGACCGCAGUUCUUGAUCCUCGAAUCAAAGGAGAGCUAAUUCCUGAGAGCCUCAACGCAGAAAAUUUUCUCGAUGAAGCGAGAACUCAUUUCAUUAGAAAUUAUUCGACGAGUCAUUUCCCAUCCAUGACUAGUGGAUACAGUGCUCAAGAACUAGAAGAGGGAUGCAAUGUCUCUUUUGCAGAGGAAAUAGCAAGAAAGAAAAGAAGGGCAAACAUGAGUAGCUCAACCGAUGAGCUCACUCAAUAUCUGUCGGAGCCUCCGGCUCCAAUAGCAACAGAUGUUCUGGAGUGGUGGAAGGUCAAUAGUAUGCGCUACCCACGGCUUUCUCUGAUGGCUCGGGAUUUCUUGGCAGUGCAGGCAGUUUCAGUGGCACCUGAAGAACUGUUCUGUGGCAAAGGUGAUGAAAUUUACAAGCAGCGGUUUUGUAUGCCGCAUGAUAGCACGCAAGCUCUGCUUUGCAUAAGGUCAUGGCUACAAGGUGGGAUGAAACUGAAGUAUAAGACAACUGAAAUAGAUUUUGAGCGGUUGAUGGAAUUGGCAACAACUGCAGCUACAGCUGAUAAUACCACUCCUGGCUCUGAGAAGAAACAAAAAUACUGA